Messenger RNA from Cuculus canorus (common cuckoo), 5053 nucleotides. RefSeq names its product synaptonemal complex protein 2-like. The record is from RefSeq and is a predicted model, not a curated record. Lineage: Eukaryota; Metazoa; Chordata; Aves; Cuculiformes; Cuculidae. Bases 70 to 2553 code for a protein of 827 amino acids. The transcript is spliced from 32 exons.
CUGGUGUCUUGGUUUGAAAGGGCAAGAGCUUUUGUGAUUGUCAUCGACCCAAAUGAGAAUAAGUUUUUGAUGCCACUUCUUGAAGACUUCUUUGACUCUGCUUUGCUGAUUUGCAAGUGCACUAAUGAAGGUAAGAAGGAGCUUGUGAAUUUAUUUUUACCUGAACUAGGGCAUCUAGUGACAGAAGCAAAUAUUUGCUGUGCUCUACGGCAGGAGGCUUUGAGAACUCUCAACUCUAUACUUGAUGGUGUCCCACGGGAGGAGAGAAAGAAAUUUCCUCUGUCUGAAGAGAUGUGCUUACUCACGAAAGACCUUGCAAAAACUAUACUGGAGGUUGGUGAUUAUGACCUUCAGGUUGCCCUUUCAGAAGCACUUUGUAGGUUAAUGACAAAAAAAUGGAGGGAUGACCUUGUUCACCACUGGUUUGAAGAUAACUAUCUUGCUGAAGCUUUCAAAGAGAUCAAGGAUAGAGAAUUUGAGACGGACUGCAGAAAAUUUCUUAACCGGCUAAAUGAAAGGCUUGGGAAUAAUGGAAGGAGAGUCUAUUCACUUCCUUGCAUAUCUGCUUUUGCUGACAUGAAUGAGGUGAAGAAGCCAUCAGAUGAGAGGCUGGAGGAGUUCUGGAUUGAUUUCAACACCGGCAGCCAGAGUGUGACAUUCUAUGUGGACAGUGAUGAGGGUGCUCUUUGGGACUCUGUGAGGUUGUCAAAAGAAGCAGUCAGCAGUUACAGCCUGAAGGAGGGUGAUGGAGAAAACGUUGUUAAAAUUUAUAUGAAGAUUCCUGCUACUUUUAACCAAACAGAAGCAACAAAGAUAAAAAUAUCUUUCAGUGCUGAAUUUGAAAUUUUAAGUAUACUUAGAAAGGUCCUGGGAGAUGAAAAAAUGAUGAUAAACGUGGAAGAAGAGGAUUCCGUCCAUGCUGGGAAUCAAACAGGGCAGAAUGAAGCAGUGAUACCAGAGUCCAGUGACCCACAGAGGAGGAAAGAUCCUUCAAACUCUGAAAAUGCAGAAGCUCUGUCAGACAAUUUGGCCUCUCAGCAGAGCCUGCAGUUAACAGACACUGUAACAAAAACUGUUAACUCUGAUGUCACCGUGAUUACAGUGAGCCAGCAGACCGGUGUGGAGGAUGCUAACCAAGGCUCAGCAAAAGAGUCUGCAACUCCAUUUCCAAGGACAAAAGCUAAGACUAGUGAGAAGUCCCUAGAAGAAGAAUCUAUGAAGGAGUCAACACCAAAGAAGGCUGUUACCAGGGAAAAGAGAAAUAGAAAAACAAGUUUGACCAAGCAGAUGACCGAAGACAGGAAGGAAAUAUAUGACUUCGAGAACUCAGACUCUGCAAGUCAUGAAAAGGUUGCUGAAGCCGAAGGAAAGAUUCUUGGCCAAAAAGUUUCUUCACAAAAUCAGAGCAGGAACUAUGAAACAGGAAACAAGAAGGAGGAAUCAAACAAGGUCGAGAGAAGGCUGUCCAGUUACAGGAAACAUCUUUUCUCUGAAAGCAACAAUGAAAACUCAAGCACUGGUCAGAGUGAAAAGAGCUGGAUCCUUGACUCUCAGAAACAGCCAUUGACAAAAUCUCUUGACUAUACCAGAAAAAGACAGAGAGUGAGAAGGAGAUUAAAAGUGCUUCCCAUGUCUUCUGCAAGUAGUGGCAGUGACUAUGAGACAGAGAAGCAGGGAGCACCAAGGCGAAGAGGUCAAAAGGAGAUGCUGAGGAAAAAAAGUACAUCCAACUCCAAGACAGAGGACUUACCUGCAGUGAAUCAUGCUGAUGAAAUGUCCUCAGAGAAGCUUGAAUGGGAUCCACUAUCACUUGAUGCCUCUGCCAAAGGCUAUUCCAGUGAUGCGGAGAAGGCCACGCAGAAGUUUCCUGAUGCAUCUAGCAACUUAGCAAGAGAAGAAAGUUCUAAGCGAAAGGACUCAGAUAUAUCAAGUGGUGCUAUCAUAAAAAAGCCUAAAUUUUCCAGUCAGGAAACAAAUAAUUUGUCCUCUGACACUUCCUAUAAACCAAGGAAACCUCUUGAUUCAGUAGAGAAGGAAGUGGAGAUCCAAACAGGUCAGGAAAUGCAUGAUAGUGUGGAUGCACUUUUUUCCAAGAUUCUGCAUGAAGACUUCACUGAUUCUGGGGUGAUUACUGCAUUUGAAAGCUUUAUUGGUCAACUAAAGAAAUUGUUCUGGUUCCGGUACCAAAGGAUGGAGACUAGUGCACAGAAUGCGCUGAGGACUUCAGAGAAGAAUGUGUCUACCCUGCUGAACCAGAUACAUGAGUGCAGGCUGAGUAAGCUGGAGACCUUCCACAAGGUUGUUGUUGAAGAGCUUGCCAGUCUUGAGAAGGAAACCCAAAUCCUGACAAACAUGGAGAAGGAUGCAGUGGACUUUUGGAAUGUGCAGUUGCUCAAACUGAAUACUUUCUGUAACCAGCAAAAGCAAAGAAUUCAGUCAGACUCGGGCCUGGGCGAAACAGCGAGUUUGGCAGACACUAUCCAGAAUACAACGUAUGAACUCCCAGUGAAGAAAGCAGCAGAAAAUGACGUGUUCAGUAUUCCUUCUGACUAGGAAAUCUGUGAAUUCAUUAAAGCUCUUAACAGUUGGGCAUCUUUAUCCAUCACAGAGAAAAUGGUCCUGUGAAGGAUGUUAAUCUGUUUUAAAAUGAAAGGAAAAAAGAGAAGGAAAAUAAUAUUGAUAUGGAUUUAUUUUUUUUUCUUAAAAAGAAGAUACACUGCCAAGUGGUGCAGUUUUGAUCCCUGAUAUAAAGUUUUUCCUGCAAAAUUGCAGGAUGGGUCUACUAAAUAUCAAAGAAAUAGACAAUGAACUAAAUACCAUUAUUUAGCCACAUAUAUUGGCUUUCUUUGAGUAUUCUGUUAAUACCAUUACAAAAUGCAAGAUCAUUUAAUGGUUGAUUCUAAGUAAAUAUUAUUUACAUAGGAUGAGUCUCCUCAUUUCUUUUUGAACUGACGGCAUUGUGCAUGCCUGUGGAAAGACACUCUGGAAUUGUAUAUAUCCUACGUGGGAUGUGUUAGAGGUGAUCUUUCUUGUGUGCAUCUAGCACUGUGGAAACUGCUGGUUUAAAACCAGAGUUGUUCAAUUCUGAAUUGCAGAGAAAAAUCACAUAGUGACAGCAAACUGGAGACAGUGGGCGGCAAGAAACUUGGAGCAUUGGAGAGAAGAUGGCAAGUGAAGCAGGAAAGAUUAUUUUUAAAACCAGUGUCUACUGGCUUCUAGAAAAGCUCAAAGUAGAGUGAACAAUGUUAGGAUUAGAUGUACUAGCAUCAAAGGUCUCUUGAAAGUGAGUAGCAGGUAAACCAUUCUAUUUAACAUCAUCUUUCCCUUUGACAGAGUUCCCUAAAUUGCAAUUGCUCUUCACAAACUUAAUGCUGUGGUGGGCUGCACAUAUACUUGUGCAUCUUAAUAAAUUUGUGAGAGCAUGGCAUUUUCCCAAGCUUUGUGUUUCUAUCUACUUAUCUUACAAAACUGACCUCAGCUUGUUGUGGGGGUUGAAAUGGAGGGAAUCAUUCCCUGCAUGCAAUGUACUCAUGACCAAAGCCCACUUCUGCCAAGGUUUGUUUCAACACUGAAUGUCUUUGGGGGUGCUGAAACUAUUCCUUCUUGAUAAAAUUACUCAGGGUACUGCAACAAUGAGAAGCUGCUGUUGCUAUCAUAGUCGCUUUCUGGAAAACGUUUAUUCCUUUAGCUUAAGUAGUCCUGCAUGGAGUUGCCAUGAGUCAGGGCUCUACUCCUGUCCAUAUCAAGGGGUGGCUGGUUCUUUCCUUCUGGGCUGCAUUAGAGGAAGAGAACUCUUCAUCCCUGCCCUUCCCAGAGUUCCAGCUCUGCUAGACUGCCCUGCUACUCACAAUGUGAGGGGCUGAAGCGCUGUGAUUUGGCAUCUGCUACCUUGCAGUUAUUUCUCCAAGGGCUGGCCCUGGUGACUUGACUACACUGCAUCCUCCUGCUGCUCUUAAUCUUUCUAGCUGCUGUCUGAAUCUAGUUUCUCAAAGCAUUUGGCUAAAGUGUCUGUAUGUCUUGGGAGAUGAUGCUGUAAUCUCCAUGAACAGCUCUACUUAUGCCUGGUAAAGGUGCUUUAGUUUUGUAGUCCAGUAACGGAGUUGUCUGUGUGCUUUGUGCCCCACUGGGGUUGGUGAUAUGUUGUGGAUGCACCAGCAGUGUCAUUAACAAAAACAGACUCUGAGAUACCAGCCUGAGCAGUCCAAGCAUCCCUUCCUAGUGCCUUGUGCCAGGUCCAAAAUGGAAAACCAUUUGGAGCUUUUAUUACCUGAGUAGUAAUGCCAAAGUGCUGGGCCAAGAGUGUGGUAAGGGCUUGAACUGCCCUGCUGCUCGUUAUAAUAAUCUAGAGGACACAAAGUGUCCCCUUUAUAUUUGUUAGCAUGAAAUAUUGCUCCCAGUCCCAAGUACCAAAGUAUGUGUUCUAGCAGUUCCUGGGUAAAUGGUUAUAUACUGUUGUUUUUAUUCCCCAUGACCUGGCAAAACAUAACGGAUGCAACCAGACCUAACAAAGCGCUUGAUGUGAAGCAGACAUAAGAAAUGAGAGGAGAUUUCCACACUAUGGCUGCUUUUGUAUGCAGGAUUCUGCAAAGCCACUGAAACAGCAUCAAUAACCUGCAUCACUGGGGCAUGUGUUAUCUUUCCAGUGAAUGUUGCCUUGGCUGAUUUAGGCUUACUCACCUGUAUCUCUAAGGACCUUACUGCCCAAAGGGAAGGUUUGAAAUAGGAAGAAGGCUGUCUCUGCUUUAAGGAUAUUUUUAUUUCUUCAUAUUUUUUUUUUUUUUAGAUAAUGAUGAUAUGAUUUGAUCUUUCAUUUUGGAAAUGUUGUUUGAUGGCUUCAUUGCUGUCUAACUUGGCAUUUAAGCUUUGUCAGCACAACGGAGUAGAUGCAUAGCAAGUCUUCUUUUGCUCUGUUUCCCUGUCCUUCAUGUGUGUUGGCACAAUGCUCUCUUGACAUCUCCUGCAACGUUUUGGAAUGUUUUUCAUCCAAGUAUCUUUGCCAGAUAAUAUACAGAAACAAGACUAGUGUACACUGUAUCUCCCGCUGCUGAAUCUC